AUGACCCCUCAUGCAGAGGUUAAAGCUCUAUUUGGUCCUAACAUUCUCUGUAGCUCGCCGCUCACUGGACCGUUACUAUAUGUGACUCCGCAAGGAGAGCGAAAGUUGGGAACCAAAGCAGGUAUUGACAUUGAUAAUGUCUCGUCAAAACUCAAGAAACGCAAACUCAACAAACAUGCUGAAGUUGAAGACGAAUUGCCGGAGAGAAUUGUUACAAUGCUGACAACAGAGAUUUGGGUUUCCCUCCUGGUGUAUGCUAGCAUCUCCGUUGGGGCGCAAUAUGAUUACAAGUUGAUGCCAGAUUACAGCGGGAAAUUAUUCGCACUCAACAAAGCACGCUUGCUUCAACCCGAUUGGCGUAAAAUCGAUGGCGAGUUGAUAGUUCCUGUCAAGUCCAUGCCUCGGGCCUCCACUCCGCCGCUCGGUACUCCGAAGAUCCACUCUUAUUGUAAUCUUACUCUUAUUGUUCUUUCUCGCUACACAUACCCUUUGGUUCUAGUCCCUCCUUAUUGUCUUUUACUCUACCCUGCAGGUACUACUCGUAUAGCUCCUAAUAAUAUAAAUACUGCCUAUCUCCCUUCCCAACUUAACCCUUCUCUAAGUCUUCAGGCUCAACGCCUUGAAGUACGUUCCACUCGACCUUAG
Lentinula edodes (shiitake mushroom) is the source of this 645-nucleotide messenger RNA. RefSeq lists its product as uncharacterized. The record is from RefSeq and is a predicted model, not a curated record. Lineage: Eukaryota; Fungi; Basidiomycota; Agaricomycetes; Agaricales; Omphalotaceae. The transcript has 7 exons. The coding region runs from base 1 to 645 and encodes 214 amino acids.